Cottoperca gobio is the source of this 3193-nucleotide messenger RNA. RefSeq names its product adenosine monophosphate deaminase 3b (gene ampd3b). NCBI's taxonomy places the organism in Eukaryota, Metazoa, Chordata, Actinopteri, Perciformes, Bovichtidae. The transcript is spliced from 16 exons. Gene Ontology annotation, molecular function: AMP deaminase activity. Gene Ontology annotation, cellular component: cytosol. The coding region runs from base 183 to 2522 and encodes 779 amino acids. Gene Ontology annotation, biological process: IMP salvage; AMP metabolic process. The record is from RefSeq and is a predicted model, not a curated record.
AUUUUGAGCGCUGGACCUUCAAGCUUUUUAAAUUGUUCAGGCGUCACACUUGUUCAGACGGGCAGUGAAAGAGUAAGUGUGUGUGUGUGUGUGUGUGUGUUGCGAGAAGAGACUUCUGUUCUGUGAAGCCUAAUAAGGCUGUCUUCAGUCACAAGAGGUGCACAACCCUGCAAACAAUCAAAAUGAAGAAAAGGGAUACGCCUCUUUGUAAGCAGCAGUCUACACCCUGCUUUGGGAAAGAUAUGCCUCGGCUUUUCCCAAGAAUGUCAAUGUGCGACGUUGAUGAGAAGGUACGUCUGCUCGCAGAGAAAGUGUACGCCUCUGCCCUGAAGGAGGAAGACAACAAGGAUGCUCUGGCUCUGUUCGACGUGCAGGAGGACUGUCCCAUCGGUCUGCAUGAGGACAGGCAGAGGACGCUGCAGAAGGAGCUGGCUGCACAGCAGUCUGAAGACUCUGCUAAGAAGAAGAAGAGUUUUAUGUUGAAGCGUUCGCAGUCGACAUCUUUUCAGAUACCCAUCGGUGGUGAUCGGACCGAUCGGUCUGGAUCCGGAACGCACUCCCCGACUGCUCCUGAUCCCUUUUCCUCAGAGGUCUUUCCAGACUUUCAGAGAGUGACCAUCAGUGGAGAUUACUGUGCCGGGAUCACAGUUGAGUAUUACGAGCAGGCAGCCCAAAGUCUCCUUGGAGCGCUGUUCAUCAGAGAGAAAUACUCCAGACUGGCCUACCAUCACUUCCCCAGGAUCACGGCCCAAUUCCUUCGCAACGCCAAAAAUCAAAAGUGGCGAGUGGAGGAUGAGAUCAUGCCAGACAUCUGGCCUUCCCCUCAUGAAGGGGAGGACCCGUACUCCAUGGAGGGUAUUCCUGAGAACCUGAACUACGAGUUGCAGAUGAAGGAUGGCAUCGUUCACGUUUACGACAACGCCGAGGCUCUAAAACAACAGCAGCCUCACAGCCUUCCUUACCCCGACCUUGAGACCUUUGCCAUAGACCUGAGCCAUGUCCUCGCGAUGAUAGCCGACGGCCCGACGAAAACCUACUGCCACAGGCGGUUGAACUUCUUGGCCUCUAAAUUCUACCUUCAUGAAAUGAUGAAUGAAAUGGCAGAGCUGAAGGAGCUGAAGUGUGUUCCGCACAGAGACUUCUACAACGUCAGAAAGGUGGACACACAUAUACACGCCGCUGCUUGUAUGAACCAGAAGCAUCUGCUGAAGUUUAUAAAGACCACAUACCAUACGGAGACCGAUCGCGUGGUCUUAGAGAAAGACGGUCAGAAGAUCACGCACAAGGAAGUCUUCGACAACCUUAACAUGGAUCCCUACGACCUCACCGUGGACUCUCUGGACGUGCACGCUGGAAGACAAACAUUUCAUCGGUUUGACAAGUUCAACUCCAAAUACAACCCUGUGGGAGCCAGCGAGCUGCGAGAGAUCUACUUGAAGUCAGACAACCACAUCAAAGGGGAAUACUUUGCACGUAUCAUCAAGGAAGUGUCCAAAGACCUGGAGGAGAGCAAGUACCAGCACGCCGAACCCCGUCUGUCGAUUUACGGCCGCUCUGCCAGCGAGUGGGAGAGCCUGGCAACCUGGUUCAUCCAGCACAAGAUCCACUCACCCAACAUGAGAUGGAUGAUCCAAGUCCCCAGGAUCUAUGACAUUUUCAAGUCAAAGCAGUUGUUGCCAAACUACGCAAAGAUGCUGGAGAACGUCUUCCUCCCUCUCUUUGAAGCUACAGUCAAUCCACAAAAGCACAAAGCCAUACAUGUAUUCCUAAAAUACGUGACGGGAUUCGACAGUGUGGAUGACGAAUCGAAACACAGCGAUCACAUGUUCUCGUACAAAAGCCCGAAGCCUGAGGCGUGGACCACAGAUGACAACCCUCCUUACACCUACUACCUGUUCUACAUGUACGCCAACAUCAUGGUGCUCAACAACCUGCGCAAGGAGCGAGGACUAAACACCUUCCAGUUUCGUCCUCACUGUGGCGAAGCCGGCUCCAUCACACACCUGGUUUCUGCUUUCCUCACGGCCGACAACAUCUCCCAUGGACUCAACCUCAAGAAGAGUCCAGUGUUGCAGUACCUGUACUACCUGGCCCAGGUCCCGAUCGCCAUGUCCCCACUGAGCAACAACAGCCUGUUCCUGGAGUACUCCAAGAACCCUCUGAGAGAGUUUCUCCAGAAAGGCCUGUGUGUGUCGCUGUCCACCGACGACCCCAUGCAGUUCCACUACACCAAGGAGGCCUUGAUGGAGGAGUACGCCAUUGCAGCCCAGCUGUGGAAGCUGAGCACCUGUGACUUGUGUGAGAUAGCCAGAAACAGUGUGUUGCAGAGCGGACUCUCACAUCAGGAGAAAAAACACUUCAUCGGUUACAACUACCUGCAGGAUGGACCGGAGGGCAACGACAUUCGGCGAACAAAUGUGGCACAAAUCCGCAUGGCCUACCGCUACGAGACUCUGUGCAAUGAGCUCAGCUUCCUAGUGGACGCAGUGAAGACGGAUGUUGGCACUAACCCUGCCGAAUGAUUUACCGCGCAGGAAUAUGUAGAGGCAUAGGUUAGACAACACAUUUUUUUACUUCUUUUUAUUACAUAUCCUUCCUGAUCCAGGUUUUAUUUUAUGUUGACCUUGGUGCAGAACAUCUAGGGUGGCCUACGUAAAAUAAAGUUUUUGAUUCAAUGCUAUAUUUACGAACUUUGCAAAUCACUGUGUGCCUCAUUUUAUCGGGGAAGGGGUUUAUUUUAUUUUGAAGGGUGUGAAGUGCACUUGUGGAUUUGGAUAUAUGAUUUAGAAAUUGACACAUUCAUUCAGAAGCUGAAUAAGUUCUUACAAUUGAAAUGUUUGCAAUGCUUGUUGAAUUUGUUUCCUGUCACGAGCAUGCAUGUUACAAAGACCUUUACCUGAACUAUAGGUCUGAAAUGGAGUGUAGAAAAACAAAAUAGAGAGAGAUACACUACUUUAAGGCAGAUCAGAUUUGAUUUUUCGCUCUGAUUUCUGUCAAUUGCAUGAUUUUGUCCGAAGUGAAUGAGAAGCCAGGCAAAUAUUCAAAGACAGGUGCGAAGUGUGAAUUAAAACUAGUUUUGUGAAAUCUUUAUGGGGAAUCAUAAUCUACUGUUAUACUUAACUGUAACUGUCUUUUUUUAAUGUUUGCCAUUUCUUAUAGUUUUUCAUAUGUAAAUAAAGGCUGCAAAACAGUC